CUGAGUCUGCGGGCGGAAGUCGCGGCCCGCCGGGCCGUGCGCACAGCUCUCUGUGCGAGGCAGUGAGCUCCCUGGGUCGUGCCAAGUCAUUCACGCUGCUGAUUUUCUAGCACAGCCCAGCUGAGUUCUGCAUGUCAGCUCUACUCAGAGGCUCCACAUGCUCAGCCGACUCCUGAGGCGAUCCGAGACUGAGGAGACAGCACAGAGGACAUGUCUACUGACGGGGGUUUCUGCCAGAAGCCCCAGAGACUGAAAGCAGAGGAGCAGUAUGGAUUGUGUGAGAGAUUGGUGUCCUUUGAGGAUGUGACUGUGGACUUCAGCCAGGAGGAGUGGCAGCACCUGGACUCCGCCCAGCGACGCCUGUACCAGGACGUGAUGCUGGAGAUCUACAGCCACCUCUUGGCAGUGGUUAACCAGUACAGAGUUCAUUGGAUGCCCUCUAAGACCUAUGAAGAUGCAACAAAUCCAGUAUCCUUGCAAUUCACAGGGUAUCCCAGGCCAGAGGCCAUCCUCAGGAUGAAGAACGCUGAUUUCCCACAUCAGAGGUGUCCGUGUCAAGGGGAAUCAGAGCAUGACUCGGCUCGUCAAAUUUGUGCGAAAGCUGCAUUUCCAAAUGAUUUCUCUGAAGAAGUCCCUAAACGUGGUUCAUAUUGUUCCGUUAUAGAGGAGCUCUGGCAGGAUGGGGACCCUACAAAGAUGGAUCAGCCAAACCAGAGCCCAGUCUUGAGUUCUGCUGCUUUCUUCACCCAGAAACCACUGAUGAGUGACGACACUUCCGAGUGUGAGGCGCCUGGGGGGUCCGUUCCUUUAGAUCUCCACCUCAUUUCUACACAGGAGAGAUUUCCAAAGUGUUGCUCAUUUGAAAACCCUUUGCAGCCUAACCCUAACCUUGAAGCACAUAGUGAACAUCAGUGCAGUGCCACCAGGCAGCCCGAUGGCAUUGUCAAAUCCUGUCAGUUCUUCACACGAAGCCCGUCUAAUGCUGGAUGUGCAGCUCCUGACAGAGAGGAGAAAGCAUGGAAAGGAAAGGUUCUCAGCCCUAAGCAACCACUUAGGAAGCAUGACAUUCUUUCUCAGGACGAGCCAGUUGAAUAUACCAGAUGUGGGAAGGGCUUCCCUGCCAGGCCAACUUUGUGCCCGCAGCAAGUGACUCACACUAGAGGGACACCUUUUAUUUGUCACAGAUGUGGGAAAUCCUUCCUUCCAAACUCUGAGUUGAGCUCUUGCCCAGGAACAAACCGAGGAGAGACACCUUCUGAAUGUCCUGACUGUCUGAAACCACUCACAAGGACAUCCGACCUGCAGGUGCACGAAGAAGUCCACACAAAGGAGAAGCCUUACAAAUGCCACGACUGUGGGAAAUCAUUCAGCUAUGCAUCCCACCUAAAGGUGCACCUUCGAAUACACACAGGUGAGAGACCGUAUGUAUGUUCUGACUGUGGGAAAGCCUUCAGCCAAAAGUCGGUCCUCACCACACACCAGAGAAUUCACACCGGGGAGAGGCCUUACACGUGCAGCCACUGCGGGAAAUUGUUUGUUUAUGCAUCAGAUCUGAAGAAGCACAGCCGGUUUCACACAGGGGAGAAGCCUUACGAAUGCCCCGACUGUGGGAAGCUGUUCAGUAAUAAAUCCCACCUGCCUGUGCAUCAUCGAAUUCACACCGGCGAGAAACCGUACAAAUGCUGUGACUGCGGGAAGUCCUUCAGGAGGAAAUCCCACCUUAAAGUACAUCACCGGACACACACUGGCGAGAAACCCUACGUAUGCUCCGAGUGUGGGAAAGCCUUCAGCCACAGCUCAGUUCUCAGCACACAUCAGAGAAUUCACACUGGGGAGAGGCCUUACGCGUGCAGCGACUGUGGGAAAGCCAUGUCAUCUAAAGCCCAACUGAACGAGCAUCAGAGAAUCCACACGGGUGAGAAGCCGUACGUGUGCACUGACUGUGGGAAGGCCUUCAGCGGCAGGUCUUCCCUACAGGUACAUCAGAGAGCUCACAGGAGUGAAAAACCCUUUCUCUGUCACCAGUGUGGGAAAGGCUUCCUGCGCAGGUCACAGUUGUCAUCUCACCAACAAACUCACACUGCUGAGAACCCUUAGUGCUGUGUGUGUGUGUGUGUGCACGUGUGUGUGUGUGCGUGCGCGCGCGCGUGCAGUUGUUCUGUCUCCACGCCAGCCGAAGGCCAUCACCACACGGAAAGUUCUCAACAACUGAAGGUCCGUCUGUUUCAUUCUGUGCAGAGACCUGAAAUGGGUUCCAAUGCACAAAACCCUUCAAACACAAGUCAAAUUUCAGGACCCAGGGACUCCUACCUCACACUGUUCUUACGGAUACUGUGAUCGUGUGGAAGCCUUUCCCACAAAGUCAAAUCCUUUCCCAUGGUUGGUUUUGUUUUAAUUUUUUAAAAAAACUUUUUACUUAUUCUUUGUAGACAGAUUUUUCUUUUGGGGCCACCAGCUCACAAAAAAAUAACACAGAGACUUCUUAUUAAGAAAGCUUGGCUGAUAGCUUAGAUUUGUUUCUAAUUAGCUCUUAUAAUUUAGAUUAAUCCAUUGGCAUUAGUUUACUUUCUGCCUCAUGGCUUUAUUACCUCAUCUCCAUAAUGCCCAUCUUGCCGGCUCUGUGUCUGGCUGGCGACGUCACCACCUUCCCAGCAUCCGCUGUUCCCUGAAAUCCUGUCUAGCUAUUGGCCUGCUGUGGGACAAUAGUUUGUACCCUGUCAAUUGUAUUUUAAUAAAACGCUGAUUGGCCAGUAGCCAGGCAGGAAGUAUAGAUGGGACAACCAGACAGGAAGUAGAGGUGGGCCAAUAAGAACAGGAGGAUUCUGGGAAGAAGGAAGUCCUAGUCUGCAGUCAUGACCCAGCCGAAGAGGGAGCAAGAUAUGACUGCCUUGCUGAAUAAGGUACCAAGCCAUGUGACUGCAUAUACAAGAAUAAUGGGCUAGUAUAAAUUAUAAGAGUUAAUAAGAAGUCUGAGCUACUAGGUCAAUCAGUUUAUAACUAAUGUAGACCUCUGUGUGAUUUCUUUGGGACUGAAUGACUGCAGGAUUGGGCAGGACAGAAAACCUCAGCCAACAUUGGCUAUUCAGCAUUUUAUUAAACCAGUCACAGUGUAAAGGAAUAUUCCUCAAAAGUUCUUUGUGUCUUUCGCAUCAUGCAUCUCAAUCCUGUUCUUUUCCCAUCCCUUUGUAUCUACCCUCUGCACUUGCAAACCGCCCUGAAGAGAAAAAGAAAAACCAGUCUUGUCAUGGAAGCUGUAGUGUGACUCAGUCAUGCAGUAAACCCUUUUGUCCAUAUAUCUUUACUUGCAAGGGUUCAAAGCCUUUGGUUUCUGCUAAACUAUAGAUGGCUGGCACUCCUCUUGGACAUCCUGUUGCCCUGAAGACCCUUCAGCUUUGGGUUUUAUCCAUGUUUUUAACUUAAAUAAAGAGACCUA
Chionomys nivalis (European snow vole) is the source of this 3433-nucleotide messenger RNA. RefSeq names its product zinc finger protein 175-like. NCBI's taxonomy places the organism in Eukaryota, Metazoa, Chordata, Mammalia, Rodentia, Cricetidae. Gene Ontology annotation, biological process: regulation of DNA-templated transcription. The record is from RefSeq and is a predicted model, not a curated record. Bases 211 to 2097 code for a protein of 628 amino acids. The transcript has 5 exons.